Erythranthe guttata (spotted monkey flower) is the source of this 1197-nucleotide messenger RNA. It is a transcript of the gene FHY1, whose product is annotated as Haloacid dehalogenase-like hydrolase (HAD) superfamily protein. The record is from RefSeq and is a predicted model, not a curated record. Lineage: Eukaryota; Viridiplantae; Streptophyta; Magnoliopsida; Lamiales; Phrymaceae.
CCAAUCCAGAUGAAAUUCUAUGGUUCUUCUUCUAAUCUCUCUACACACUUCAGAUUUCAUUCACCCACCACCGUCGAUUCCUCCACCUUAAAACCGUUCGCCGCUGUACUCAGCCACUCCUCCGUCGCCGUGGCCUUAGUGUGCGACCGUCGCUGCCGUACUCAGCCACUUCUCCGCCGCCGAGGCUGUUUUUGAAGACAAAAAGCUUGCUUUGUAAACAUACAAUUUGCUCUUCGUGAAGUGGGAAGAAUCGGCAAAUCUAACAUGUGCAACUAGUAGCGGGGAAAAUUGAAUCGAAUGAAUGGGCUCCCAUAAGUUAAUUUGGAGAUUUAAUAGUAGUAUUCCGAUUGUUAAUAUACAAAACUCAUUUUCACCACCGCAGGCAACCAAUUAUUCUACUAUUCCCAAGAAAAUGUCUCUCUCUCUCAGCAAAAGGUCGCCCGUACUUCUUUUCGACGUAAUGGACACAAUUGUCCGCGACCCUUUUUACCAUGAUGUCACUUCCUUCUUCGGGAUGUCGAUGAAAGAGCUAUUAGAGUGCAAGCAUCCUACUGCAUGGAUUCAGUUCGAGAAGGGUCUCAUUAACGAGAAGGAGUUGGGUCGCAUAUUUUUUAAGGAUGAAAGAAUAAUUGAUUUAGAAGGUCUCAAAAGCUGCAUGAGACGAGGAUAUUCCUACAUUGAAGGAGUCGAAGGAUUACUUGUUGAUCUCAAGAAAAAUGGAUACGAAAUGCAUACUGCGACUAAUUAUCCCAUUUGGUAUGAAAUAAUUGAGGAGAAGCUAAAACUCUCGAAUUACAUGUCUUGGACUUUUUGUUCGUGCGUAAUGGGAAAGAGGAAGCCGGAUCUUGAUUUUUACCGGGAUAUUUUGAAGCAAUUAGAUGUCGAGCCGUCGUGUUGUGUUUUUAUUGAUGACAGGAUGGGGAAUGUCGAGGCUGCCGUUGAUGCUGGUUUCGUCGGUAUUCAAUUCAAAGAUGUGGAUUUAUUGCGGAAGGAUCUCGCUCGUGUAGGCGUAGUCAUUGAGACGAGCUAAUGAUUUGAAAUCCGAUUUUAUUGAUUAAUGAAGAAUAAUUCUUGUCAAAAUGUUUCAAAUUCUUGUGCCAAGUAAAUAUAUUACCAUCACUUGAGGAAUGAUGGAGUAUUUUUUAUGAAUCGGUACCAAAAAUAAAUAAAUAAAUAAUAUAUUGUAGUUUUAUUUUA